Messenger RNA from Brassica napus (rape), 1505 nucleotides. RefSeq lists its product as uncharacterized. Lineage: Eukaryota; Viridiplantae; Streptophyta; Magnoliopsida; Brassicales; Brassicaceae. The transcript has a single exon. The record is from RefSeq and is a predicted model, not a curated record. Bases 1137 to 1484 code for a protein of 115 amino acids.
AAUGUGCUAACCAUACAAGAUUGUUAAACUAAUAACAAGACAUAUAUGAAUAAUUUCAAACAAUAUUGCUUAAUUACUUUGACUUAACUUAUCUUUAAUUUUAAAUUUUAAUUUUCCUCUACGAUUUCAAUCAUUAUUUUUACAUACUCUGAAAAUUAUCUUGGAUAAUUUAAAACAAGAAGCUAAGAAAAUAUCUAAUGUUUCACCUUCGAAACCUUUGAGUUUAGUAGUACAUGCUAAUAUAAUGGCUUGGAAAAAAAACUAUUUCGAAUACUCAUGUUGUCGACGAUUUUGUAAAUACGAUCAUUUACAAAGAAAACGAUGAGACUGGAUGUAAUCACAAAAAAGAACAAUUUCCUAUGACUAGUAAGUAGAUAGUAACUUAUGCCAAUGAUAUUAGGAUGGCGCGUAUGGAUUUGACUUUUAAAUCCAUCAUAAAAGUUUUGGAAACAAAAUUAUACACAUUUUUUGUUUCAUUUAUUACAAUUUGUAGAUUAGGGUUAAGAAUUUUUAAUACAUUACAACCCUUUAAUUUUUGCAAAUUAAUUGUUUAACUCUAAUAUUGUUUUUCGCCAGUUCCAGUUUUAUUUCUAUGAAACUAUAUCUACAUAAUGUGUAUACUAGUUAUGGUUUAGCUCUAUAAUUUCUUCUAGUAGUAAAUUCUUACAAAAUAAAGAUACGCGAUAAUGGACAAUCCAUACUCGAUUAAAUUCACAUUUGUAAACCCAAAUUUCUGUAAAUGAUGGAGCGUAUUAGCAUUUACAAAAGUUGAGAAUACGUAUAAACAAUGGUUAAAUUCGAUUGGCAGGUUAUUUCUUAACAACAAAAUAACUUAAAAUAUUAAUAAUUUAGAAAUAUUCUAUUUUGAUAGUAUUUAGUUUAAACAAUAAGUAUAUUUAGUUUUUCUACAUUUUCUAAAUAUAUUAGAGAAAACCCAUAUUAACGGUCACAUUUUAUUUAACGUUAAACUGCAUUAAUUAAUUUCUUAUGUUCACUUGAAAAUACGUUUAUGUUUGUAUUUGAGUGUUUAAUCUCUUAUAAAUAUGAGACAAAAUUUCAUUCUAAAAUACCAGAUACAAACAUUUUAAUAUAUUAUAUUAAUAACAUUUGCCACUUAUUUCGAAAACAUAGGCACAAUGGCUCACACUUCUUCCCGAACUACUAUCGUAUUCAUUGUUGUUGCUUUGAUUUGUGCGUUCGUUCCUGCAUUCUCUGUUGAAGAAGCUGAAGCAAAAUCACUAUGGGAUACCUGUCUUCUUAAAAUCAGUCCAAAAUGUGCGUUGGAUAUAAUUGGUGUUGUCUUUGAAAAUUUAACCAUCACUGAUGCAUGUUGUCAUGAUCUUGUACAAGAAGGAAAAAUGUGUCACGAUACUCUUAUCAAAUAUAUUGCUGAGAAGCCGCAUUUAGUUGCCCACGAAACAGAGUAUUUGAAGAAAAGUGAUGAUUUGUGGACUCAUUGUGUCUCAGUUUCGCAAACUGCUUAAAAAUAUGUUAUGCUUGUAUUG